Diabrotica virgifera virgifera (western corn rootworm) is the source of this 4331-nucleotide messenger RNA. It is a transcript of the gene lqfR, whose product is annotated as telomere length regulation protein TEL2 homolog. The transcript is spliced from 6 exons. The record is from RefSeq and is a predicted model, not a curated record. Lineage: Eukaryota; Metazoa; Arthropoda; Insecta; Coleoptera; Chrysomelidae. Gene Ontology annotation, cellular component: cytosol. Gene Ontology annotation, biological process: protein stabilization; telomere maintenance via telomerase. The coding region runs from base 128 to 4264 and encodes 1378 amino acids. Gene Ontology annotation, molecular function: Hsp90 protein binding; telomeric repeat DNA binding.
CUUUCCAGCUGCCAAAAUUUGUAUCAUGGCCGACGACUGGCCAAGUCACCGUUUUUGCAAACUCUAGAUAAAAUAAGUAUUUUUUUUGAAACUUUUUAGGAACAUUGUUUAAACUAAUUGCAACAAAAUGGAGAACUUCUUUCCGAGUAUGUGGAAGGUCCGCGAGUUGGCUGAUAAAGUUACGAACGUAGUAAUGAACUAUACAGAAGUGGAAGCGAAAGUUCGAGAAGCCACAAAUGAAGAACCUUGGGGACCUACAGGACAAAUAAUGCAAGAAUUAGCUCAUUCCACUUUCACAUACGAACAUUUUCCAGAAGUUAUGUCUAUGCUUUGGAAACGAAUGCUUCAAGAUAACAAACAACAUUGGAGGAGAACAUACAAGUCAUUACUCGUUCUAAACUACCUAAUAAAAAAUGGUUCAGAAAGAGUAGUCACAUCAGCAAGAGAACAUAUCUAUGAUCUUAGAUCUUUGGAAAAUUACACAUUCAUAGAUGAUAUAGGAAAAGAUCAAGGAGUUAACAUUAGACAUAAAGUAAAAGAACUUAUCGAUUUUAUACAAGAUGAUGAUCGCCUAAGAGAAGAAAGGAAAAAGGCCAAAAAGAAUAAGGAUAAGUUUAUUGGAAUGAGUUCGGAUACAUUUGGAAACAAAUUUGGUGGCCGUGAUACCUGGGACGAACGACCCUACACAAGAGAAUCAGAAGAUUGGGACGACACGUCCAACUCAACUAACCGCUACAGGGAUAAAUCGUACGAAGAAGACUACGAUGUCGAGAAAGAAGACAGCGAUUCGGAGUCUAAAAAUAAUAGUUACAAUAAUAGUAUUAAAAAAUAUCAAGAUACGGAGCUAUCACAAAGUCCGGUGCACGUCGACAAACGCGUCAAUAUUAAUAUUAACACUUCUUUGAACAAUUCACCUAAGAAAACGAUCAAACAGAUAAAGAAGGUCGAUCUGGGUGCUGCAGCUAACUUCGGAAGAGAUGCGAGUCAGAGUCCUCUACCUCCAACAGGAAGUAACUUGCUAAACGAUGACUUUGACCCCAGAGCUAACGAACCACCAAACGACGUCAAGGUAUCGUCUGAAUUCGGAGAUUUUGAGACUGCUUUUGGAGGAUCUACGGAUUCUCCCCAAAAAGAAGAUAAUUUCGCCGAUUUCAGCUCCGCCUUCUCUAAACCACCAAGCCAAAACGCAUCACAAUACUCUGCUAUACCAAAUUUGCUGGGAACCACUCCGGACUCAACUCCCGCAUUAAAUAAUUCUAAUUUACUCCUCGGUAACUCUCCUCCCCAAAAUUUGUUAGCAGGACCUCCUUCCAAUUUCGGUGCUAGUACCUUUGCGCCCGUUUCGAAUUUGCCUCCAACUCCAGCUCCGAUGUCCACUCCACAAAGCAAUAGUGAUUUAUUAGGCGAUUUAGACUUUGGAUCUCUCAGUAUGGAACCUACUCCAAUUAAUGUUCAGAGUAACAAUAAUUAUGGAUUGCUAGCAAACAACACUAACGACUUUAUGAGCGCAGAUUCGGAGCAAAAGAAAACCGAAGGAGUGUUCAAAAAACAGUUGAUUGCUAGCUCUCAGAGACCAAGAAAAACCAAAAUAGAAAAGGAACUCGUGCACAGACUAUCCAGCUUUGUUGCAAAUUCAAAAGAAAAUCCCAGAUUGGCAACCCAGGAUCAAGUAGAUGGCGUAUUACAAGAAAUCGAAGAGAUUCACAAACUACUGCCUGGACCUUUGACGGUGCAAAGAUUGUUAGAGGUGGACGCAGAUGCUUUUAGUGAAAGUGUUGAAGCUCCAUACGUGGCCUUUUUGGAAGCCUUUAUCAAUUACUUUGAUAGAAAUUUUCCAUUUAGAGACGGAAAGCUGUACGAGCCUAUAAAAACUUUGUUGUCAGUUGAAGACCAUCGAUUUUUUAAUCUUAACUUUAAAAUAUUUGCCAGAUCAUUAGCCAUCAAGGAAAAGGAGGCUGUUGUUAAAUUGCUGUUGGUAAUUUUGGAUUCUGAAGGUUUUUUCGAUUUUAUUUUCCGGCAUUCUUUAAUACUCGAUUUAGAAAAUUUCAGGAAAGAGGAGAAUUUUGAUAACUGGAAAAAUUUUGUUAAUCUUGUGAUUUCACUGCCCAAUAGAGUUUCCAACACGUUAGAGGGACGCACUCCCAGAUUUUUUGUUAUUAAAAACUAUAUCAACUACUUGCUAUGGACGUUUUUGAAAAAUUUGGAGUUUAUUUCAGAAAUGAUCACCAGGGAACCCCAAACCGAAAAAAAUAUUAAUUUUGACAAUAUGUCGACCUUUUUGAGUAAAGUAGUGAUCGAUUUUAAUGAGAAUUGUACCUCUGACGGAAUUAAGUUAUUUAUAGAAGUAAUAGCGAUAUUAACAAAUAAACAGUCGUCUAAAACGCACAUUUACCAUCGCGUAGUGAACAAUAUUUUUAAAAAUCUAAAUCGUUCUGCUGUAUACAUUUUAUCUAAAAUGCUGUUCCUAAAUAUAGAUCCAGAAAAAUAUUUAAUUAAGAACAUUCUUAGUAAAGAUUUAAUCAAAAAUGAAACGUGGAAAUUUGUUUUGUGUACAAAAAUACCACUGCUCACUCAUUUUCAGAAAGAAUACAAAAAUUUGAUUGUAAAUUUAACUGUAUAUAUCAGUAGCAGUGAUCAUUUUCUUGUAGUAAAACUAUUACUGGACCUAAUAACAGUUUGGGCGGACAAGUCAGCUGUUAAUCGUACUAGUAUUGAACAACAGGUGUUCAUAGCUCAGUUUAUAGUGUAUCUUCUAAAUUCGAUUCAAAAUAUAGGUUUGAGUGAGCACGAAAUGUCCAAAAUAAAGGAAAAGGUGUUUUCUGGGAUACCUAUCCACUUAGAAUCUAACGUGGAAGUUGUCAGAUCCUGCGGCAUGAAAAUAGGCGAGAUUGCUCUAAAUUUCUUAACCAAAGAAAGCAAGACUGAUCCCGAAGCUGAGCUGAAGUUCGAUUAUGAUAGUUUAAGUGAAGAGAGCAAGAAUAUUGUCAACAAUUUGCAAUCCAUUUGGGACACUGAUAUCCAACGUUACUUUAAGACAAAAAACGAAUUCGAAAAGACUGUGAAUGAUCUUCUAGAACAAUUAUCAAAUAAAGAAGAUAAAGAAAUAGAAUAUAUCCCUCCAGAACGAAGAUUUCGAAAUAAAUCAAAACUAGAAGAGCCUAAAAACGAAAUUACUAUAUCUAAAUAUAAAACUGACAGUAGGAUUAAGAUUAUCGACAGUACAGAUUUUCAAUUAGACUCUGAUGAUGACUUAGAGCCCUACGAUUUGUCGAACGAUGUUAAAGUUAACAAAAAGAACCCUCCUGCAUACCUGAGGGAUCUGAGAGAAGGUUUACUAGAGACUGAAGACGGUGAAGCUUUCACCUUGAGCCUGCAGGAAUGUGAAAAACUAGUUUCUGCUCAAUUACCUGAUGAUGAUGCCAGUAUAGGUCUGGAAAUUUUGGAAAUAUUAAUAUCUCUAGAACCGAAAUUCUAUUUAGAGAAUUUUGAUGAAUUAGUCUUUCAAAGUAGUGUCACCAUAACGACAGUCUACCCUUCAUAUUAUGCUGAAUAUUUGUGCAAGCAGGUUCACGCAGAAGUAGGGACGUAUUCGAUUUCUAGAAGAGUGUUCAUGUUGAAUGUGUUGAGACAAGCCGCGAGGAAUCUGUCAGAAAUCAAAAUUCAGGAAGAACCACCCAAAAAGAAAUCCAAAAUGAAGCAAGAUGUAGAGAAUGCUGAAGAAAUUAUAAGGAAACGAUUAGAAAGUAAAACGAGAUACUUUAGUAAGCACAAAAUUAUCAAAAAGGAACAGGUAAAUAAGUUUACUGAAGCAGCUGGGUAUUUUUUCUUUCCUCUUUUAUACGGCUAUACACAAAACAAGAUGUUGUCGCAAGAUUCCCAAACCGACAGCGAUUUUGUGUUUUUGAUAUACUUCAUAGAAACCUUAGCUGUAGUAAUGUGUGCUUCUCGAAAUUGCCCCGUAGCCCCUCGUAUGGCCAAAGAGAUCUUUCACUUUUCUUGGUUUUUGAGGUUCCAUAAGGAGGUCAAAGUGCGUAUGGCCGUUUUGAGCCUCAUCGCUUCUGCUGUUAUGAACGUUCCUCAGAGUAUUUUAGUUAGAGAUUUCAUCAACGAGUUGUUUGAAAUCCGUCUGUGGUUGUCAGAUCUGUUAGGUCCUAAUGUUGCUAAAGGGGAACCGAAUUCGGAAUGUCGGAAUUUGGCAGCUUGUACGAUCGUUCUUAUAGAAGGAGUUCUUAAAGUUGACACAGAUAACGAGGAGACCGUUUAGUAUGUUUGUUGUAUAAAUCAGUUAGAUGCAAGCCAUUCACGCCACGGUUCUUAUUUAAUUCGUGAUU